AAAGGUUGUGUGGAUUGAGGAAAAUUAUGAAUUUAAUUGGUGGGUUUUAAUUUCAUUAAUAAGUCAAAUUAUAAGGACUAAUUAAUUAGACAUAGCAUUAAAUUUAGGUUGAAAUGCACCUAACUUCGGGUGAUAAUUGACAUAUAUAAAAUUAAACAUGACAAGGCUAAAUAAUUCAUCGGUUUUCAAAGUUCUUGAGUUGACACUAAUUUUGUAUCUUGAAUCAAUCAAAGAGGUCGGAGCUCAGCCCUGAUCGAACUAUUCUCCCGGCUCUGCCCCUCGGUUCGUCGCCGAACUCAACUAUUUUCGAACAACCAUCCUUCUCUUUGCAUCCACGAAUUUCAUUUACUUCCAAUAAUCUUCAAUUCCGACUCCGAUUCCGAUGGCCAGCUUUGGAGAUUUUGGUUCGAGGCAAUCUGGAAUGGCCCCCCAUGCCAUCCACAUCCAGCCCACUGCCAACAAGCUCCAAGAGCUUUGCUUGCACGACUACACAAUUCGAUUCAGCUCUGAUGAAACUAUUGCCUGUCGGAUGGCUACUUUUGAGAUACAGUUUUUUUGUAUGCUAAAGGAGUUAUCUAUCUAUCGGCUAAGAGUUCCAGGAGUGGCUGCAAUUGAACUCUCAAGGACGCCUGGAACCCACAUUGCAGCCUUCAACAAGCCACAUGCAAUUAUACUUUUUACAGAUGUUUUCGAAACUCAUCUUCUCAUUCUCGAUGACAUGCUAAAAAAUAAAAGUACUUUGACACAAGCUUUCUCUUCUAGAGGGACAAUGACAGGACAUUCAGUCGAUCAGGGAGGAAAAGAAGGGGCGCCCAAUCAGCCUGGGAGGAGAGUCUCGUUUGUGCCGAAGGUGAGAAUGAGUUCAUCUUUUGUUGCUGAAAAGAAUAAUCAAAGAAAAAUGCAAAUUUGGGGUUUCUUAAUUCUCCUAGUGUUUCAUUUAUCUUUUAGAAUUUUUCACUGCACAGAAGUUUUACAUGGGGGUUUCUCUCAUUUUGUUUGUGGGGUUUUUUUUAAGCUACUUGGAAGAGCAUGCAACUGUAGGAUGAUAGGAAAGCAAUUUUGAGGUUUUUGAGCUUUUUUUCUUCUCAUUUUCGAUGUUGUUGACAACCUAGAGUUGAGAAGAAUUGUUGGGAAGGAGUCCCUACGUUGGCUAAUUAAAGGGAUGAUCAUGUAGUCAUUUGGCCGGCUAUUAAAAGAAAAAAUUUGCAUAUGGUAGAAGUAAUCAUCCCUACCGUCGUAAAAUAAGAGCACCUGGCUCUGCCCAUUCACACAAACUCAAUUCUAUGGCCAAACAUCACAUGCCAGCAAAUAUAGUCACCAUCAUUGAUACUCAAGAUAUUUGCCCAUUCACACAAACUCAAUUCUAUGGCCAAACAUCACGUGCCAGCAAAUAUAGUCACCAUCAUUGAUACUCAAGAUAUUGUGUCUAACAUUUGCUCAUAGUGUAGAUAAGGCAGUCCCUGAAACUAAGAAAACUACGCUAUUCAAAGCAAUCUAUCUACCUAAGGUUAGUUGAGUCUAAUGCUGGGCUAGGUGAUUCAUCUAUAUCAAUGGCCGAACUUUAAUCUCUCCAUUGAUGUGAGGCCCUUUAGGCAAACCAAAAGCAAAUCCAUGAGAGUUUAUGCUCAAAGUGAACAAUAUUAUUGUGAAAGUUCGUGAUUCCUAACCUGGUCUUUUUUCUUUUAUUGUUCGCUAGUUUUUUUUUCCCUUCUUCUAGUAAUUCUUUCCUGCACUUCUUUUCAUCCAACUUCCCGUUUUCGCUCCAUUUUGGUCCAACCUUUCAUCGACAUUUAAGACCGGAAAAAAACACAUAACCAAUCUAAAAUGAAACAACAACUCUUGCAUUCAUUAUUAUAACAUGGCAAAGAAAAGGACAAUACCCCAACC
Molecule: messenger RNA, 1887 nt
Organism: Cucurbita maxima (winter squash)
Lineage: Eukaryota; Viridiplantae; Streptophyta; Magnoliopsida; Cucurbitales; Cucurbitaceae
Exons: 2
Coding region: 383-1063 (226 amino acids)
Source: RefSeq, a predicted model, not a curated record